AAAUUCUGAUUAACACAAUUUAAACUGGAAGUGCACACAGGUUUUUAUCAGUGAGGUCCAAACUGUUAUGAAACCAUGCAUAUUUCCAGGAUAUCUAUCUUCUGAUACAGUGCCAAUAAUCCACUCCUAUUGGAAGCUUGUUUUACAACCUACACACAGAGGCAGACUUUAACCAAAUGAAUGUGGCUAUGGAAGUGGAGAACCAAAACGCGUUCACAUUCACCUGCAGCAGCUCCUCCACUCCUGAUGAGUUACCUCCAGAAAACCAUGCUGACGGCAAUACUCACCGCACUGACAGCCCGACCCACCACACCUUCCACCUCGGCACUGUUAUCCCCAAUCGUAUUUUUGUUGGGGGGCUUGACUACAAGGUUAAUGAGAGCGACCUGCGACAUUUCUUCUCUCAACAUGGUGUAGUGAAAGAGGUGAAGAUUAUAACAGAUCGUUUAGGAGUGUCAAAAGGAUAUGGGUUUGUUACAUUUGAGACCGAAGAAGAUGCAAUGAAAAUCCUUCAUAACGCAAAUGGAAUCUGUUUCAAAGACAAGAGGCUCAGCAUCGGUCAGGCUGUCCGAAAGCAGCAAGCCUCAGGACAAAUUAAAAGUGUCCAUGUGGCCAGCCCUGACCCUGCAAUGCCUCUGCCAAUGUCCUGUGGGUCCCUCUCCUUGACCACAUCCACAGGCUAUCCCUACACCUACCACAACGGAGUGGCCUACUUCCACUGCCCCAACAUGAACCCUCCUGCCCACCACUGGCCUCCUUCUCCUCCAGUGAUACUCCCUCAGUCUCAGCCUGUCUACCAGCAACCAGCCUAUCACCACAACCAGUGUGUCCCAAACCAGUAUCAGUGGACCGUCGCCCAGUCGCCGAUCCCCUCCAGUCCAGUCAUGUACUCCCAGCAGCCAGAACAUCUGUACCAGCCCGUUGAUGGAAGCUGUGUCCAGCCUUCUCUGCCUGUCAUGGAGGACCCGACAACAGAGUUUGUAGAGCCCACAGUGCAGCAGCUCUACCAAGUGUAUCCUCAGAGAACAGAAGGAAUGGCACCCAUUGUUCUGCCACACGACCCUGGAAAGAAUCUGAUGUUUCCACACUCGCGGAUCCAACUGAAGCAGAAGUACCACAGACACGUCCACCACAAAGACUAUCACUACCUGCCAGAAGCAACAGAGCCACCAGACGUCUCCAUGUUUCACACCACCCAUCCUCUCAUGUAGGCUAAAUCCCACAGAGCACCACAACCCGUCAUGUCAGUUGCUCUUCCUCCUCCAUGGAAUUAACAUAUAUAAUCUAUCGACUGUUUAACCCAUGCCUUACAACACCAAACAAAGCCAAGGUAAGCUCACACCUUGUAGGCCUUACUAGACUGGCAGCACCCAGAUCUGUUUCUGUUUCUGAUGGUUUAAUACAGUAUCUUUGCUUUUCCCAAAAAUAUCAGUUAAAUUUGAUUGUGAAAAGCUGAAAACUAAAUAGCUUAUGCCACCAAAAAAAUCUUUUUUUUAAUUAAAUUUAUAAUAGCUGUAAACCUUACCAAUGUACAAUAUUGAGCAGAUACCUUUUUUAAAAACUGGGUAGAAAAUUUCUAAUUAUAUUAUAUACAUUUUCUAUUAUUUACAUAAACUAAACAAAAAAACAUCUGUGAACAGUACUUUAAAGCUCAGAUCUACAGACUUUCCAAUUUGAUUUAGCAUAACUUGAAACCUUGUUUUGUCCUUUUCAUUGCAUUAGUGUGAUAGCAGAAAACUCCUAACUACAUAUACACAAGCACAAUGAUGUAGCUGAGAAAAUCUUUUUUUUUUUCUUACCAUGUCAGUUCUUUCUCUUAUUUUAUUGUAUAAAGGAGCUAUGUAAUGCGUCCUCUGGAUAUUUGGAAGGCAACAAUGUUUAUUUAACAUGAGAGUAUAUGUUCAAUGAGUCAAUCCUAACAGUAUUUGGAUGCUCUGGAUGAGCCUCUGUUUGGCUUCAUCAGUGUUGGGACAUCUCAGGAUCCACUGUAUAAUUGGUCCUCAGCUAAUUAAUGUUAGAGCAGCGCUUAAAAACAUUGUUUUUUCGGUUUGAUGAUGUGAGGAAAUUUGUCUGCAGUAUUGUUACAUGACUGGCCUGUAUUUGUUUGAAACCAACUCUUAAUUGGUUUUAUAAUAUAAAACCAGCAAUAAGAAGGUGUAUUGUUGAAAUAGUACAGACGUACAGCAACAGCAACAUGACAAUUUAGUAUAGUCUAUAUAAAGUAGGCUGUUAGGUUGUUAGCUGUAUGUUAGCAGUUUUGUUUUUCAGGAAUCAUAAAUAUUGAUUAUAAUUGGAAAUAUAGAUAUUGAAGUUUGGCAGACAAAACUAUGUAAGAAGCAUUAAACACAUUUGAGCAGGUUAUGAUAUUUAAGCAUGCAGAGACAGAUUUGUAAGCACAUAAAAUGUUUCGAGUAACUUAAUCAAUUUAGUGUACUGCUGACAUUUGCAUUGUGCUCAAUGUCAUUUGUCAGUGUAAAUUAGUUCACUUACUUUAAAUGUGUUACAAAGUUGUUGUGCUCAUGUUCUGGAAUCUCAGGUUGUGUUGUUGAGUUCAAACGGGCUGUUUCCAAAUGUUACACAAGCCUGCCUUUAAUUGAAUAUAAAGUAUAUUCAAUUUAAAUGAUGAAUGUUACUGUAAACUAUUUCCCAUACACAUUUUAUUGCAAAACCUUUACUCUAUUCACUAGUUCUCACUCCUAGAAAUUCCCCUGUCAUUUAGAUUUAUGUGUGCCUAUAAUUCAGGUCAAAUGUACCCUAAAGUCUUUUUACACCUGCAGGAAUACACUUGAAAUUUUCAGUGUGCUUUUAUGACAUUACUAUUUGUCUUAUUGAAUUUAACUACAUUUUGUCUUGGGGCAUUUUUCUGCUAUUGGAAGCAGAAGGCUUUUUGUAUAACCAAAUAAUAGCCUAAUCUAAAAUAUUUUUGUGAUUUGUUUACGCUCUGUUGAAGAGAUAUAUCUAUGUAGUACAUAUUGAGCUCUGUAUAUUGGUGGUAUCAUAUGAUCAUCAAUCACGUUUUGUUUUACAGACAUUAUUUUUGUUUCCAGUUCUUGAAUGGAAAUAAAUGUUUCCCUUGGUGUA
Seriola aureovittata is the source of this 3081-nucleotide messenger RNA. Its product is annotated as protein boule-like. The record is from RefSeq and is a predicted model, not a curated record. Bases 177 to 1211 code for a protein of 344 amino acids. The transcript is spliced from 12 exons. Gene Ontology annotation, molecular function: RNA binding. Lineage: Eukaryota; Metazoa; Chordata; Actinopteri; Carangiformes; Carangidae.